AUGUUAAGAAUUUUUGUCUUUAAUUUAUUAUUAAUCUGUCCUUUAGUUAAAGCUAGUAUAUCAUGCGACUUUAUAGACACAGUUAAUAUUACCGGUGGAUAUAAAGACUUAAACCAAAAUUUCAUCUAUAAAAGUGAAGUGUAUCCCCAUGGGACAUACCAAGAGUUUAGUUAUGUUGAGGAUUUUUUUAAAACAAGAGUCAGUGUUGAUCCACACAUUCGUGGAUGCAUCUGCAAUUUUAAGCCUUGCAUUAGGCUGUGUUGUCAAGGUGAUGAUAAAAAUAUUCCACAUUGCUCUGAAUCCACAAAAUUCACAGUUCUAAAUGAAGACAGUGAAGAAAAAACAAUCAAUCUUGAAGACAAUAAAUACGGUGUCUUAGUAGGACGAUCUUGUAAGGAUAUGUUUGAAGUAGAAAAUCAAACUCCUUGGAAGCUUCAAAAGAAUGGAUCAUUGCAAUCUUCUGACGGAUAUUUUGAUUACAAUAAAUUUUGUUUCGGUAUUUCAAAUGAAUCAGUAGCUGUGCCUUAUGCAUGCUUUGAAGAAGACGACAUGAGCGCACAUCACAGACAUGAAACGGAAUUGAUUGUUCAUACUGUUGGCAUGCUGAUUUCAAUCCCAUUUCUGAUCAUCACGUUCUUCAUCUAUGCAUUAAUUCCCGAGCUAAGAAAUCUUCAUGGAAAGUCGCUAAUGUGCUAUAUUUUGGCAUUGAUUCUUGUCAAUAGCUUGUUGCUGUAUGCAAAGCAUAAUAACAUUGAGAAAUUUGAAGCUCUUGUACUUUACUACAGCAUUUUUCUAACAUUCUUUUGGAUGAAUGUGCUUUGCUAUGAUAUUUGGAGAGUUUCAAGAUCAAAUAUUAGCAAUCGAUCACUUAGAGGAGAACAAAAGACAUUUUUGAAAUAUUGUUUAUAUGGCUUCGGAUGUCCACUUUUGAUAACAGUCAUUGCAGUUCUAAUCGAUCAUUUUAAACCUUUCCAUAAUGAUUAUCAUCCACUAUUUGGCCAGUUUGGACUUAUGCAUCAUAAUAAAAAGACAAAAGCUAUAUACGUCAAUAUUCCAAUCUUAAUACUCACAUUAGUAAAUGUUGUUUUAUUUGUGGACACAUCAAGAAGAGUUUGGAGCGCUUUAGAUUCAGGUAUUGACAAGAAAUCGGAUAAAAGGAAGGAAAUGUUUAGGAAAAGAUUCUCAAUUUGCCUCCGAUUGUUCAUCAUUAUGGGUGUGAUAUGGCUCAUGGAGUCAAUUAGCUUCUUCAGCACUGAUUAUUCUGAAAGAACAUCUUUUAAGCAUACAUUUUUUCAAAUUACUGACUUCAUUAGCUGUAUUCAAGGACUUUUAAUAUUUAUAGUUUGUAUCAGUGACAAAAGGACGAGAAAAUUGAUAACUAAAAGGUGUCGCUCACCAAAAUCAUCCACUGAUGACGGCAUCACCUAUGAAGCUGAUUUUGAGAACAACGAUGAAAGUUUGAAUGUAAUGGUUUACUAG
Chironomus riparius is the source of this 1479-nucleotide messenger RNA. The record is from the annotation of a GenBank genome assembly. NCBI's taxonomy places the organism in Eukaryota, Metazoa, Arthropoda, Insecta, Diptera, Chironomidae.